AUGGCAGAGCCAGAAGUUGAAAAGAAAUUUAUUGAAGAUAGUUUAGGUGUAGUUGGUGGUAUAUUUGGUGAACAGAUUACUCAUACAGUUUGGGUCGAAGCAAACAAAUCACCAACAUUAGCAGGUACAGGUUUUAAUAAAAGAUUAAUUGUGGUCGGAAAAUAUAAAUUAAUUUCAAUUAAAAAGGGUACUUUUGGUAAAUCAGUCGAGUUGGAAUUUCAUUUAUAUAAUGUUUCAGAAAUUUGUUCAGAGAGUGAAGAUUCAAUUUCAAUUAAAUAUAACGGCGAAAAUGGUGAACCAUUGGGCGUUUCGAUUAAAGGUCCAUUAGAAAAACUUCAACAUUUAGUUAGAGCGAUUAGAACAAGUUAUAGAAAAAUUACUUGUGGUUUUUCUGAACAAACUGUUAUGAAAAUUAAUUUACAAGAAAACAAAAUGAUCGAGUUUGAGGAGCCACUUAUAAUGUCAGCAGCACAUGGUUUUACAGAUACAUAUAUCGCACAUUCAUAUUUUUAUAAAACUGUUAGCACAUUAGAUUUUGUUAGAAUGAUCGAGGCACUUUAUUCAACAGAUUGUAAUGAAUUAGAUUUUUCACAAUGCCCAGGUAUCGACCCAGCAUCAGAAUUAAGUUUUAAUUUAUUCACAGCAAUUAUUAGUUUACGUCAUAAUACUUAUUUUAAAUCAAUUAAUUUAUCAUGUUUACCACAUGCAAAUAUCACAAAUGCAAUUGGUAUGGCAUUAGAAACAAAUAAAUCAAUUACAAAAUUAAAUUUAUCAAAUUUAAGAGUAGAACAAUCAUUCCAACCUUUAGCAAAUGGUUUAAUUAAAAAUCCAAAUAAUUCAAUUCAAUCAAUCGAUCUUUCAAAAAAUUCAAUUCCAUUCCCAGUUAUGGCAACACUCUGUGAUUGUUUUUCAAAAUAUUCACAUGGUUUAGUUAGUUUAAAUCUAUCAAAAUGUGAAUUAUUACCAAAAUCUAUUGUUAUUUUAUUCCAAUCAUUUGAAAGAAAUUUUGGUAUGUCAUUGGCAAUCAAAUAUUUAAAUUUAUCACACAAUAAAUUUGGAGAUUUAGGAUCACAAUCUAUCGCAAGUUGGAUGGCUAAAAUUAAAGGUUAUCAUUCAUUAGAGUGCUUAAUUUUAUCAAAUUGCCAAUUAAAUUUCCAAAUUAUGGGUCCACCACUACGUGUAGUCGAUGUUGCACAUCUGGAUUUAUCAAUGAAUAAGAUUGAUAGAGCCUCAUCCAAGUUAUUAGGUAGCGAAGUAUUUGAUUCAGUUGCAGCACUUAAAUAUCUUAAUUUCAGUGGUUGUGCAUUCAAUGCUGAAUCACUUGAGGAUAUCUUUAUAUCAUUCAAUAGAAAUAAAAAGAUAUGUAAUUUCCAAAUCAAUCUCUCACACAACGCUUUGGGUGCUCGUGAAGCCACUAUUCUUUCAAAAUCUAUCUCUGGUUGUCGUUACUUGGAAGCAAUUGAUCUCUCACAUAAUCGUCUUAAUUGCCGUUCACUUAUGGAGCUCUUGGGUGCCAUUAAAAAUAUUGACCAAUUCAAUCUCCACGAAUUGAAUAUGGGUAAUAAUUAUUUUUCACAAGGUCCAGAAGGUGAUCAAUUUUGUACCCAAUUGGCUUAUUUAAUCAACACUUUCCCAACUAUUCGUACUAUAAAUAUCUCUGGUGGUAGAUAUCCAUUGGCUAAAAGUUUAACUCCAUUACUCGAAGCUUUGGUCAACAACAAAUCACUAAAAGAAUUGGAUAUCUCUGAUAAUGGUUUGGGUGACACUAUGGCUAGUAUUAUUGGUGAAAUGUUAAGAAGUAAUGCCACUAUAAUGUAUUUAAAUUUAGAUAACAAUCAAUUUGGUCUCUCUGGUUGGGCCUCAAUAGCACAGCCAUUACUUUAUGACAUCAAUAGAACUUUAAACCAUUUAAUUUUCCCAAAAACUUUAGCUUCAGCUUACACAUCCACAAUUAUUCAAAACUUUACCUCUGCUCAAUUAUUUGGUUCUCUAUCUAAAGAUAAAAGAACUCAAAUCAUUCAAUUGUUCCAAAAAAUGCAAGAUAAAUUGGCUGAAAAUAGAUUUGAAACUUCUGUACUCGAUUCAAGUAAUAUUUAUGUUUCUGAAUAUGCCAUUAAACAAACCUAUGACGUUGUACUUCCAAAUAUAGCUUGUCCAUUAGUUCCAGUACCAGAACACCUUUCAUCUCUUCCACCACCACCAUCACCACUUUCAGAUAUUAAUAAAACAUCAGCUACCUUAUCCAGUAGUAAUACUACACCAAGUAAUACUAGUUCAUCACCAUUGAAUGUAACACCACUAUCUGCCACUACUAUUGAAAAGAAAACCCAUUCAAGAACCGAUUCAAAUUCUUCGACAACUUCAAAUAGUGGUAUUACAACAUCAACAUCAGCAACAACAACAGUAGCAGCAGCCACUACUAAUAAACCAGCAGUUCAAAAUAUUACUAAUAAUAGUCAUGUAAUGAAUUCCCCAUUGACAGCAGCACCACCAAGAGCUUUAAUAACUCAAACAUCAGAUUGGCAACCAGAUGAGUCAUCUGAGGCUGAUAUUUACGAAUCAAGUAACACUAAUAGUUAUGUAGCUUAUAGUUCAGAAGAUGAUGAAAGCGAUUACACACAAAAUUCAGAAUAUGAAUCUUCUUCGAAUGAAAGAAAAAAACCAAUUAGAAAAUCAAAACCCAAAUCCAAACCAAAUAUAAUAAAAUCUUCUUUUAAAUCUGUACCAACUCAACAACAUCAACAACAGCAACAACAACAACCAGAACAACCAGAACAAUUACAAACACAACCUCUACAAGAGCAAUUUCAAUCAGAUUCUCAAACCGAAGUGUUAUAAAGUUAAAAAUAUAAUUAUUAAAAAAAUUUAAAUAAAUAAAAAUUUUAAACCC
This is a messenger RNA of Dictyostelium purpureum, 2890 nucleotides long. RefSeq lists its product as uncharacterized. The record is from RefSeq and is a predicted model, not a curated record. Bases 1 to 2838 code for a protein of 945 amino acids. Gene Ontology annotation, biological process: cell migration; regulation of Arp2/3 complex-mediated actin nucleation. The transcript has 6 exons. Gene Ontology annotation, molecular function: protein binding. Lineage: Eukaryota; Evosea; Eumycetozoa; Dictyosteliales; Dictyosteliaceae. Gene Ontology annotation, cellular component: plasma membrane; lamellipodium.